Messenger RNA from Nezara viridula (southern green stink bug), 1464 nucleotides. Lineage: Eukaryota; Metazoa; Arthropoda; Insecta; Hemiptera; Pentatomidae. The record is from the annotation of a GenBank genome assembly.
AUGUUUAUAAAUAAGAAAGCAUUAGGAACAUUAGUAAAACAAGUGCGAUUAUUUAGCAAUGGGGUUCCUGGAGAGCCUUCAGCACCUUAUUUGCAGACUGAAGUACCUGGACCUAAAUCCAAAAAAUUGAUGCAAGAAAUGGAAAAAAUUCAACAAUCAGGCACCGUUCAAAUGUUCGUAGACUACGAAAAAUCUCUAGGCAAUUACAUCGUAGAUUGUGACGGAAACGUUCUUUUAGACAUCUACGGACAAAUUGCCUCAAUGCCUCUUGGAUACAAUCAUCCUCAUUUGCAUGAAAUUUUGAAAAAACAAUCAAACAUCGCUACGUUAGUUAACAGACCAGCUCUUGGUGUCUUUCCAGGAAGCGAUUGGCCAGAAAAAUUAAAUAAUGUCUUACUUAAAAAUGCUCCUCCGAAACUUAAUAUGGUCACCACUAUGAUGUGUGGUUCAUGUUCAAAUGAAAAUGCUUACAAAAUGAUGUUUAUGGCAUACAUGAAGAAACAAAGAGGGGGAAAAGAAACAUUUACCAAAGAGGAAGAAGAAUCUUGUAUGAUAAAUCAAGCUCCUGGUGCUCCGAAGCUUAGUAUACUCUCUUUCAUGGGGGCCUUUCAUGGUCGUACCAUGGGAUGUUUAGCUACAACCCACAGUAAGGCAAUUCAUAAAUUGGACGUUCCUUCAAUGGAUUGGCCAAUCGCAGAUUUUCCUCAGUAUAAAUAUCCUUUGAGUGAAAACGAAAGGGAAAAUAAAAAAGAGGAUGAAAGAUGUCUUUCUAUGGUUGAAGAUCUGAUAAAUACGUGGAAUAAAAAAGGUAUGCCAGUUGCCGGCAUUACGAUUGAGCCAAUACAAUCUGAAGGAGGAGAUAAUGAAGCUUCGCCGGAAUUCUUCCAAAAGCUGCAGGUCAUCAGUAAAAAAUAUGGAUGCGGCCUGCUGAUUGAUGAGGUUCAGACAGGAUGCGGUGCGACCGGUAAAAUGUGGUGCCAUGAAUAUUUCAACUUGCCACACCCUCCCGACGUAGUAAGCUUUAGCAAGAAGAUGCAGCUUGGAGGAUACUAUCAUACAGAAGAUUUCAUGAUAAGUACACCUUUGAGGAUUUUCAACACGUGGCUCGGCGAUCCAGGAAAGAUAGUUCUUCUCGAAGGAAUAAUGGAUGUAAUUCGACAAGAGAAACUUUUAGAAUUGGUCGUAAGUGUCGGUCAUGUUCUCGAAGAUGGCCUGAACGACUUGUCGAAAAAAUAUAGUAAUAUCAUCAAUUCCCCGAGAGGUAGGGGUACAUUCAGAGCAUUCAAUGGCAGAACAACAGAAGUAAGGAACCAGAUUACCAGCAAAUUAAAACAAAAAGGAAUUGUAGCUGGUGGCAGUGGUGACUUGGCCGUCAGGAUGCGCCCGUCACUUCUUUUCCAUAAACAACAUGCCGAGAUUUUCCUUUCUUCCCUAAAUGAUGUUCUUAAAGAAAUUAACGGUUAA